Molecule: messenger RNA, 1211 nt
Organism: Zea mays
Lineage: Eukaryota; Viridiplantae; Streptophyta; Magnoliopsida; Poales; Poaceae
Product: homeobox-leucine zipper protein HOX14
Exons: 3
Coding region: 370-1038 (222 amino acids)
Biological process (GO): positive regulation of DNA-templated transcription
Cellular component (GO): nucleus
Molecular function (GO): DNA-binding transcription factor activity, RNA polymerase II-specific; sequence-specific DNA binding
Source: RefSeq, a predicted model, not a curated record
CUCCUCGCCCAGCACACAAUACCUACACCUAGGGGUGGUAAUGGAUCAUGGCCCUAAUACUUGCUUCACAUACUAAUAAGACCCUUAAUUUUGUUAGUUCAAAAUUGUAUUGUUUUAUGAUCCGACCCUAACUUAAUUCGAUCCUUAAAUUUGCUAGACUAAAUUAAAUAGCCCAUUACCACCCCUACCCACACCGCAGUACCGCACCGUCUCCUCUAGUCCUCUCGAGCUCCCCAGCCUCUCCCUCACUCUCUCUGUCCUUUGCCCUCUCCAGAUAACCCUCACGCUUCACAAGGAGAGAGAAAGGCGUAGCACACAGCCACACAGCACGUAGCAGCUGAUCCGCCCGGCCGGGAGCGCAGGCAAAGGAUGGAGCAAUACGACGGACUCUUUCCUUCCGCCUACGCGGACUCCUCCUCAUCCCUCCUGAUGCCCAACGGCAGCAAGGCGCAGGGGGAGAGGCCGAGAGCGCGGCGCAGGAGGCGUCGAGCAGCGUGGUGCGGCGGCGGCGAGCUGGACGGGGGAGGGGACCCCAAGAAGCGGCGGCUGAGCGACGAGCAGGCAGAGAUGCUGGAGCUGAGCUUCCGGGAGGAGCGGAAGCUGGAGACGGGCCGGAAGGUGCACCUGGCCGCCGAGCUCGGGCUCGACCCCAAGCAGGUCGCCGUCUGGUUCCAGAACCGCCGCGCCCGCCACAAGAGCAAGCUGCUCGAGGAGGAGUUCGCCAAGCUCAAGCAGGCACACGACGCCACCAUCCUCCACAAAUGCCACCUUGAGAACGAGUUGAUGAGGGUGAAGGACAGACUGGUGCUCGCCGAGGAGGAGCUGGCGCGCUUCCGAUCCGUGGGGAGCCACGCCAUCUCCGGCGAUGGCGGAGACGCCAUGAUGGGUCGUGCCGUCUGCAGCGGGAGCCCGAGCUCAUCGUUCUCGACAGGCACCUGCCAGCAGCCGGGGGACGACGACCUGCUCUACUUUCCUGACUAUGCCUACGCUGACAACAGCGUGGUCGACGAGUGGUUUCGCAUGUAUGGACUGAUGUAAGCCAAGUGAUCAGUGAUGAUGGAUGGUAUGCCAUUGAUGUUCUAUUUGUGCUGAACUGCUUAUUAAUCAUAUGUACAUAAAUCAAGUUAUUAGUGGUAAAAUAUAGCCAGCUAGCAGCAAUUAGUACUUGAAUUCAGAUGUGUGCUAGUACUACUGCGUGCUACCCACAUUGG